AGAUCAAAUGAAAAAAAGGAAGAGAAAAGGAAGCGAGCUGAAAAUCCUGUGAACAUGCGCCACGGAGAGCUCGUAGAGGAAUUUAAGAAAAAACUUGGAUGUGUCCUAUGGAAAACAAAGGCUAAUGAAUACAAAGAAUAUGUGAAAAAUCUAAGGGCUGGACAGUUUUUCAGUGUAGCUUUUAAAGACGGAUUGCAAGCUGGAAUCCGGGUGAGUGCAGCACCAGAAACAAUAAUUGGAGGAGGCUGGAUUGUUGAAGCUGUCGAACAGUUGGCAUCAUUCUCCCAGAUUAGAGAUGGCGACAUUCUUGUUAAAGUGAAUGACAAGGCAUGUAUAAAGUAUCGUUAUCAACGCAUACAGGAUAUGUUGUCUGCAAGGUCACUUGCCAACCUA
Porites lobata is the source of this 393-nucleotide messenger RNA. The record is from the annotation of a GenBank genome assembly. NCBI's taxonomy places the organism in Eukaryota, Metazoa, Cnidaria, Anthozoa, Scleractinia, Poritidae.